AUGCCAUUGCUUAACGAGAAAACCGUUACCGAUAUACUAUUGGCCCAACAACACCAACAGGCAUUGGCCGCGGCCGCUGCUAACGGUGCCGACAUAACGUCCACAACAACUACUACCAGUCCUCCAUUGGUAGCGGCAGUGGUACUCGAUUUGGAUGCCGGUGCCAAACAAAAGAUGCUGGUGCCUAUUGUUGGUAAUAAUAAUAACUACACAGAUAAUGAUGUUGAAAAUAUUGGAUGUCCACAAAAACGCCGAUCACUGGCCAAAAGGAUACCAGCUUUCGGCCUAUUAAUGGCACUAACAUCGGUAGUCUGUUUCAGUAUUGGCUCAGUUAUAGUCAAAGUGCUAACACAAAUGCACUCAAUACAAGUGCUAGUAAUCAGGUGCACAAUACAGUUCACAUUCUACACAAUUACGGCACUGAUCUACAGAUAUCCAUUGAUGCCCCGUCGUGGCCAUCGACUGGAUCUGGCUUUUAGGUGUGUGUCGGGUACCAUAUCGUUGAUAACCAUAUUUGUUGCCUAUCGGCUGAUGCCGUUGGCCGACGCAUCGACCAUACACUUUGCUUCGCCAGUUUUCGUAACAAUAUUUGCCUAUUUCAUACUGAAAGAGCCGUUAACAGUACUCCAGGUGCUGACCGGUACCAUAACGUUGACCGGUGUUGUCAUUAUUGCCAAACCGGAGUUUCUGUUCGGAGCGGAAACAUCGGAAUCGGUACACGAAAAUCGUUUGUUGGGUACCAUAUUGGCCAGUAUUGCCGCACUGACUGCUGCCCUAUCUAUGAUAACACUACGUCGGCUGAAGACAACACCCGUAGCCGUAGUAGUCAUGUGGUAUUCGGCUACCAGUAUAGUGGCCGGUGUUGUCAUAUUGAUUGUCUUGCAAAAGAUUACUUGGCCCGAAGGCUGGUGGACGUGGACACUGUUGGCCGGAGUGGGCGCGUGCGGUAUUGGCGACCAGUUUUUCUUGACUACAGCCCUCAAAUACGAAUCGGCCGGUCCGGUGUCGGUCACCCGUACGUUCAACAUUGUCCUGUCGUUUAUCUGGGAAGUAGUACUACUGGCCGAAGCUGUCGAAUGGACCAGUGUUUUGGGCGCCUGUCUAGUUAGCUCGUGUGUAGUCAUACUGGCACUGGACAAGUGGUACAAUGAGUCGCCGAAAUUGUUUAGGCGAUUAAGGCGUCGACUGUGCUGCUGCUGUAGCUGUAGUUGGGAAACGGGAUGCUGUGGUUGUGGUGGUGGUGAUGGUGCCAGCAAUUUGAACAGUAGUAGUAAUAGUACAGACAAGUCAUCGACAGUAGAUAGUUGUAUACAUAAACAGUUGCCCGAUUCGUUACGGGGCAGUACUGAUAGUAUAGACUCAAUUGCCGUACAGAGUACUGUCCACUCAAAUGCUAUACUAUUGAAAGCGGAUGAUUAGUACAGUAGUAGUAGUAUUAGUAGUAAUGGAUAGGAAUGGGGUGAUGGUUGAUAAUGAUGAUGAGCUUAGGGAGUUAAUUAUAUAUAUGAAAAAUUAGGUGAUGAUCAUUGAUUAAUUAUAUAUAUAGCUAGUAGUACACAAUGAUCAAAUGUUUUAAUUUUAUCAUGCACAAUAUUAGGUUUAAUAUAUAUUUUA
Oppia nitens is the source of this 1614-nucleotide messenger RNA. Its product is annotated as solute carrier family 35 member G1-like. The transcript has 2 exons. The record is from RefSeq and is a predicted model, not a curated record. Gene Ontology annotation, cellular component: membrane. The coding region runs from base 1 to 1419 and encodes 472 amino acids. Lineage: Eukaryota; Metazoa; Arthropoda; Arachnida; Sarcoptiformes; Oppiidae.